This is a messenger RNA of Setaria italica (foxtail millet), 867 nucleotides long. RefSeq names its product probable CCR4-associated factor 1 homolog 11. NCBI's taxonomy places the organism in Eukaryota, Viridiplantae, Streptophyta, Magnoliopsida, Poales, Poaceae. Bases 1 to 867 code for a protein of 288 amino acids. The transcript has a single exon. Gene Ontology annotation, molecular function: poly(A)-specific ribonuclease activity; nucleic acid binding. The record is from RefSeq and is a predicted model, not a curated record. Gene Ontology annotation, cellular component: P-body; CCR4-NOT complex; CCR4-NOT core complex.
AUGGUUGCGGCCCCCGCCGCGCCGGGCCUCGCGGUCACGUCCGUCACCGCCGAGAACUUCGAAGCGGAGCUCGACGCCAUCGCCGCCCUGCUGCAGAGGUACCCCAUCGUCGUCAUCGACACCGAGUACCCGGGCACGGUGCAUCGCCCCACCGCUGGGCGGCGCGAGUGCGACGUCACCCCGGGCGAGCGCUACGCCCUCGUCAAGGCCAACGUCGACGAGCUCCCCGCCGUGCAGCUCGGGAUCACGCUCUGCGACGCGGACGGGAACAUCCCCGUCGUCGCAGCCGGCGCCGACGGCCGCGCCUGCCAGCGCGCCUGGGAGUUCACCUUCUCCGACUUCGACCCCGUCCGCGGCCGCCAUGCCCCGGAGUCCGUGGCGUUCCUGACGUCCCAGGGUGUCGACUUCCCGGCGGCGCGCCUGCGCGGCGUGAGCUCCUCGGCGUUCGCGGCCAGGCUCGCCGCCGUCCUCGCCCAGGCGCGGCUCCGCGGCGGCCUGACGUGGGCGGCGUUCGGCGGCGCCUACGACUUUGCCUACAUGAUCAAGAUGCUCUCCGGCGGGCAGCCGCUGCCGGGGACCUGGCAGGAGUUCAUGGCUCGGGCGAGGGACCUCCUCGGCGGCGGGAUGUUCGACGCCAAGUACAUGGCGGAGCACUCCGGCCGCGCCGACCUGAUCGGCGGCGGCCUCCGGCGCGUGGCAGUCCGCCUCGGCGCGCCGCUGCUCUUCCCGGAGCCACCGUGCCUUGCCGGCCCGAAGAGCCACACCGCCUGCCACGUCUACGCGGCGAUGAGGAGGCACUUCAGGGACCUAUACCGCGGCCAUGACUACGGCGCCGUCUUCGACGGACUCAUCGACGGCUUCAAUUGA